GAAACUAAUAACAGGAGUUGAAAUCUGGCAACACUACCAUCACUAGUCACGAGAAUAGGUUGUAAACAUGGCGUUUUCGGUAUUUUCAAGUUUUUUUCAUCUUUUAGUUUUAUUAAUAGGUUUAUUCUGUUAUUCUGGAGCUGUUGAGGAAGUAGUAAUAAAUUAUGCACCUGGAUCUAUUAGAUUCGUUUCUAGUGAGCCUGUUCGAUCAAGUUACUUAGGAGAUAUACUUUCAUCUAUGCUUGGAUAUACCAUCAGAAGCAAUGUGGAUUGGAAUAGCAUGGUGGAAGUUUCUCCUUGGAAAAGACCUGAAGCCCUUGCAAUAAUUGAAAUAUGGGGAUUUGACAGCAAAGUAGAUUUACCUUUGGAGGGAAACAAGUUUAUUCUUGAAAAUCUUGGAGAUAUGGAUAAUCAAUAUGAUCUAACUGCUCAUCGUACCAAUGAAAGAUAUUUUGGAAAGAGCCCCAUUAUGCUACAUAUGCAUUUGAGUGAUGAGCUCCAUGAUUCCAAAAUUGCUCAGCCAGUUUUGUUAAAAUCUGUUCCUGCUGAUCCAAAAAAGCGACUUCAGUUGGCUUUGGAUGAUCCUGAAUUGGGGCAAUUAGUAAAGGAUUCAACCUUCAACAUCUCAUUGCCCAGUGAUGUAAAGUUGCUGACAGAACUAGCAACUAUGAAGGAAUUUCUGAAAGCUAUUUCAGCUCAUAAAUCUGAGAUUCGUGAUGGAACACCUGAUAUUUAUUGGUUUAAGAUCACUGGCUUGGAACCUAUUGUUACAUACUAUGGUCAGGAUUCUUUCCAGUUUAGAGAGGCUUUGAGGUUAUUGAGACAGAUAAUUGGUGAUGUUAAAAGCACCAUGCGUAAUAUUUAUGAUGAUAAUGUUGUGAUUGCUGUCAUUAAAACAAAUAGUAUUACACUGCCAUUAGGUCACAAGGGCAGGAGACUUCUGGCAGAUGUUUCAACCACUGAAGCCCCCCAGAAAAAGAAUCCUUAUAAUUUGGCCCCCGAAUACGACUCCAUGUUUCCCGUUGUCUUCGCCAUUCUGCUGUUCGUGGGUGUCAUGUUGGUAGUCUCCCUUAUGGGCGUAAGCAUGGCGCUAGCGAAUAUGGACCCAGGCAAAGAUUCCAUCAUCUAUAGGAUGACCAGCCAAAGGAUGAAGAAGGAUUAAAAACGAUAAAAUUGUAUAGUUCCUCAAUUUGAUUUUGAAAGUCACUUUUUUUUUUUUCUGGGUAAAAGUAAAUAUUUUCAAAUUUUGGUUGUAACUUUUGUGCAUGGUUAAGUUUUUUGUACUGUUACAUAAAUUAUUCUGAAUUUCGUCUGCGUACCAAAGAAUAUAAACUUGAAACAUGCAAUCGGGAGCAAACUAAUAUUUUAUGGGUCAUUUUGUAUUGUUACAUCUGCUGAAAUAUCUUCCAUGUUUGACAUACUUGAAAAAUUGAUACUUUAAUUGUUUAGUUGCAUUUUUUUUUCCAUUUGUAAUAUAAGAAUUUAUAUAUAUAUAGUAGCAUUUUUAGAGAAAUUCGAUUUGUUUAGUACUUAAAACUAACUGGUAUGUUAGCAAAAAGUUAAUAAAGCCCAAAUAUCUUUAAGUAUAUAUCGGUAAGUAGUAUUCUUCAGAAGUUUUAAAAUAAGAUUAAAAUGUAUAUUUAAUAUAAGAAUGUCUUAUUUUCAUAAUUACAAUGCAAAACAAAAGAAAUUAAAGUACUACUCUUUUCGGAUAUUUUUCAUAUAAUUGCAUGCUUUUUUUUUAUAAUUGAAGUAUAAAUUAUAAAAUCAUGUAAACGGGUUUAUUCUUUUUUUCUAUCUAUAAAAUAUUUAUUAUCUUCCUACUUUUAAUUAAUAUUCUUAAUAUUCUAAUAUAACAACUAAAAUAAGUUAAAAAUUGGAAAAAAAUCGUAUUUUUCAUUUUUUUAAAUUAUUUUAUGGAUUUUCUAAAUUUUUUUUGAUAUCAUUUUUUAUAUAUUCCUUCUUCGAAUAGAAUUAUAGUCAAGAAUAUCUGUUACUCUAGGAGAUGUGUGUCGUCCUGUCUGUUUUAAAUGUAUUUAUGUUAUUGAAUGGACAAUUGUAAAUAAAUUAUUUGUUGUGAUGGAGAAUAUAUUGUAUUUAAACAGAAUUUUGAAAAUUUUUUGUCAUUAAAUGUUAGUCAUCAAAUGUAGCACUGCAUUCUAAGUUAAACCAUUUGUUUACUCAUUCCAUUUUUACAUAUGAGAUCUUAGUAAAAUUCCCGAGUCUUAUCUAUGUCAUUUUUAUAAUAAAAAUGUUAUAAUUUUGUUUAGAACCUUUUUUAAUAUAAGAUUCUUCUGCUGUAGAUAUUUCAGCUUUGGCAUCAUGUCUGCUGUUAGAUCUUAAAAUAAUAAAAUACUUCAAAUAAAAAAAAAAGGAAAUUAUCUUCUUUUUUAUUGUUUGUUAUUUAUUGAAUAUUAUCUUAUUUGAUUAUUUUUAAGGAAGUUUAGAGUGAAUUUGGAAUUAUGUCUGUGCUGCAAUUUGAACAAAU
Messenger RNA from Argiope bruennichi, 2488 nucleotides. RefSeq names its product renin receptor-like (gene ATP6AP2). Gene Ontology annotation, biological process: positive regulation of Wnt signaling pathway. NCBI's taxonomy places the organism in Eukaryota, Metazoa, Arthropoda, Arachnida, Araneae, Araneidae. The record is from RefSeq and is a predicted model, not a curated record. The transcript is spliced from 8 exons. Gene Ontology annotation, molecular function: signaling receptor activity. Gene Ontology annotation, cellular component: external side of plasma membrane; membrane. The coding region runs from base 68 to 1162 and encodes 364 amino acids.